AUGGGUGUUCCUAUCACUUCGCUAGUCGCGCUGGCCAUCGCAGGCUUGGCCUUUUAUAAGGUCGUCAUAUAUCCAUACUUCAUCUCGCCACUCGCAAAGAUUCCCAAUGCACACUGGAGUGUCCCCAUAUCUCCAGGCUGGAUGCUAUGGAGAAGAUUUCGCAUGCAGAAUAACCGUACUAUCCAGGCGGCGCAUGAGAGGCUUGGCCCUAUUGUGAGACUUGGACCGUCGGAGAUAUCAGUGAAUUGCGUCGAUGGAGGGAUCAAAUCUGUUUAUACCGGGGGCUUUGAGAAGCAUGAGUGGUACCCACGGGUAUUCGGAUCACUUGGAACCGUAAGCAUGUUCACUAUGAUCGGUACUAAGCCCCAUUCCGCACGCAAAAGAAUGCUGUCCAACAUCUACUCCAAAUCAACCUUGCAGACUUCGCCCCAUCUACGCGUUGUCUCGAAUGCAGUUAUCUAUGAUCGCCUGCUUCCAAUAUUGCAAGACGGGGCGAGUUCAGAGCAAUCGAUCGAUGUACACGAUCUCAAUCAAGGAUUGACAAUGGAUUUCGUCUCAUGCUAUCUUUUCGGCUUACAGAAUGGCACGAAUCACUUGCAGGAUCAUGCAUUCCGCAAGCACUGGCUCCACAUGUAUCUCUGUCGCAAGCCAUUUGAGUUCUACCACCAGGAGACCCCUCAGUUGAUCGGCUGGAUGAAAUGUAUGCGUUUGCGGCUCAUCCCAAAGUAUUGCGAUACCGCCAAUGACAUGCUUGAUGCAUGGGCAUUAGACCUCUGCGGCAAGGCAGCUCAAUCACUAAGCUCAACGGACCCCUCUAUCGAGCCUAUUGUAUACAAGCAGCUGAAGCAGAGCUUAGAUAAACAGGCGGCAAAAGAAGGUGGUCCAAAACCUGACCCUGCAAAGCAACAGAAUGAUAUCGCAUGCGAAAUGUACGACCAACUGACAGCAGGAUUUGAAACCAGUGCUGUCGGCUUAACCUAUCUGCUAUGGGAAUUCUCCAAGAACCCGGAGCUUCAGAGCAAGCUCCAUGAAGAGCUGAUGACCUUGGACCCUCCCAUCAGGUUCCCUAGGUGUGCUGAUCUUCCUCCGGCGAAGGCGGUUGAUAUGCUGCCAUUACUGGAAGCUAUCGUCACCGAGACAUUGAGACUCCAUGCUCCAAUCCCCGGGAUCCAACCGCGAGCUUACUCGCUACACCGCAAUCCAGAGGUCUUUCCAGAGCCCGAGACAUGGAGACCGAGUAGGUGGCUCAAGGAGGAAAACUCGAUUGUCGAUCUCGAAGAACAGAAGCGCUGGUUUUGGGCGUUUGGAAGUGGAGGACGUAUGUGUGUCGGAAGUAAUCUCGCGUUACAAGAAACCAAGCUCGUCGUCGCAGCGAUAUACUCCAACUUCCGGACAACAAUUGUGGACGAUGAUGGUAUUGAAGCCAUCGAUGCAUACACGGUCGGCCCGCGAGCCGAGAAGUUGAUCCUGAAAUUCCAUCCACUGUAG
Molecule: messenger RNA, 1488 nt
Organism: Penicillium cosmopolitanum
Lineage: Eukaryota; Fungi; Ascomycota; Eurotiomycetes; Eurotiales; Aspergillaceae
Product: cytochrome P450
Exons: 4
Coding region: 1-1488 (495 amino acids)
Molecular function (GO): heme binding; iron ion binding; monooxygenase activity
Source: RefSeq, a predicted model, not a curated record